AUGGAGAACGUUGAUUCAGUCGAUGUGAGCUGGCUGCAUCAUUCUCACAAAGAUCCGUCAGUUCCAAGAAAUAGCCCCGAUCCGAUGUUGCCAGACCCAACCACCGUCGCAAGUUCACUUCAAACAAAAAAAUACAAUCCAACCAAUGACAGCUCUCCUUUAUCCCUAUCCCAGACACUACCGUCCCCCGCGAUGAGCCCUCGACCGGUACCAUCAAAACAAAAAAAAGGAGGCACUGUAACGGAGAUCAAUGAAUCUACGCCUUUGCCUCCUUUACCGUCCUUACAAACAAGUGGAAGUACAGGUAAACCCUUAAGCACGAGAGGCCCGCCAGCUCGUCGCAAUUCUUGGAUAUCCAGCCUUAGCCAGAAAUUUUCUUCGAGCGGCUCAACUACCCCGGCGCAAAGUAACGUGAAAGAUGCAAAUGCGAAGCAGCCCGCUCAAAGCCCACGCCAAGAGCUGCACAACCCUUUUGGUGCAUCGUUCUCUCCCAAGGACAAGAGUGACAAGAAGGAUGAAUUGACGAGCCCCUUUGAGUUACGCUCUCCAAAGAGUCAACCUUCGUUUUUCCAUAAUGCAUUCCGGAAACUAUCUUCCUCUUCGUCUACAGGUGUUGUGCUAGGAAAGAUGGCAUCGCAGGGGGUAAUUAUUGAACGAAGGGUUAUGAAUAUUGACCAGCAUCGCGAUAGAUGUAAGAUUGCGGAGCUGGAUCAGGCCAAGCUCCGCCGUGUUGCCUUUUGUGUCGAUGUGGAAAUUGCAGGGACCUCCCGCAGGUCGGAAUCUGAAGAGGAGGAGACACACCAGCAGCCUCCCCAACCCCCACCACAGCAGGCACAUCCACAGCCGCCGGCAAAAAAGAAAUCAACAAUGGUUGACCAAAUCAGAGUUUUUAAAAGACAAGAUUCCAAACUUGCUGAGAAGGGAGAGGGCUCAACUGGCCAGUCAUCGCAACCAGGUGCUAAUGAACGACCAACCGAGGCGGCACAAAGUACAGAUCCUACUAGCAGUGAAACGAAACCUGCAGAACUGAAUAAAGAAAAGGAAAAACCAGCUUCUGGCAAAGAACCGACGAGAAAGCAGGAGAAGAAGAAGAGGUCUGAAGGCGAACGGAAGGAGCGCAAGGAGAAGAAAAGAAGACAGGCCGAAGCCAACGGGACCAUUCCUAUUCAACUUACGCGGGACGGUGAAUCAGGCGCCUCAGUUCCCCUCCGCCCCACGAAGGGUCAGGAACAUCCCACUACUGACCCUAUCCGAAUAUACCGCCGUUGUUGUCAACUACGGGAAACCGGGGUUUUGAAAAAGCUUGUGGAGCAGAUCUCGUCUCCCUCUUCGGGUCUUGCAGAGUCUCCUGGGACUAUUGCUGUGCUAGAUCUCAGCGGAGUUUGCAUGUCCUUUGCUGACCUUGUUACCUUCAGUGAUUGGCUUGCUAUUGUUCCGGUCCGGAAGUUGAUAUUACAAAAUUGUGGCCUCACUGAUGAAUCUGUGCGAGUGAUUCUUGCUGGGCUUCUGUCUACAAGGACUGUCGAGAAAGCAAGGCUAAGAAGAAGCCAUUUCAAAAAGCGUAACGGCGGCAAAUCUACUCACGAUGAUAAACUGGGGGUAAUUGAGAAGCUGUCACUCAAGGAUAAUCCAAAGAUCGGUCACGAUGGAUGGAGAUAUAUUGCUCUUUUUAUCCACAUGUCACGAUCCUUGAUCGGGAUAGACCUCUCAGGAAUCCCUUUUCCGCAAGCUUCAAUCCCGACGAUUGGGCCAAGCCCUUCAUCUACGAACCGGAGUAAGCCAAAUACGGAAAUAUCUACUGUUUUCGCAAAUGCAUUGGCCGAGAGGCUCGCAGGGAACCACUUGGAGGAGCUGGUUAUUAGCGAGUGUUAUCCAUCUGCUGAAGACUUUGCGAAAAUUUGCGCAGCUUGCCGGGCUGUUCAACUGCGAACGAAUUUGGGGGUUGCACACAACCAAUUGACAGCUUGGAACAUGUUAAUUUGA
Messenger RNA from Paracoccidioides lutzii Pb01, 1983 nucleotides. RefSeq lists its product as hypothetical. The transcript has 2 exons. Bases 1 to 1983 code for a protein of 660 amino acids. The record is from RefSeq and is a predicted model, not a curated record.